Messenger RNA from Orbilia oligospora ATCC 24927, 2112 nucleotides. RefSeq lists its product as uncharacterized. The transcript has 4 exons. Gene Ontology annotation, molecular function: DNA-binding transcription factor activity. Gene Ontology annotation, biological process: regulation of DNA-templated transcription. The coding region runs from base 1 to 2112 and encodes 703 amino acids. The record is from RefSeq and is a predicted model, not a curated record. NCBI's taxonomy places the organism in Eukaryota, Fungi, Ascomycota, Orbiliomycetes, Orbiliales, Orbiliaceae.
AUGGCAGAGAUACCUGGUGACCGUUUUCGUCGUGGGCAGCGUGCAUCGACGCCUUCCAUGACUGACAUGGACCACCAUCAUGCAAGAUUCAGUCAGCCGUCGCGGAGGCGUGAAUCAAAUAUCAGUGAACAUGAUAACUUCACUGUUGAUCCCUUAGUCCAAAGUUGGGGAGAGCAUGUGCACGCAGGAAAUUUUUCAUCCGAGACCACUCGUGCUUUAACUACGACCGGUCCACAAUUGCUCGAUAAUGCAUAUCUGGGCAUGCUGACCGCAGAACCGCACCCAGACACACAACUCUUCAACUACCAUUCAGGGUUUGAGGCUUACUCCGUCCCGUCACCCAGUCAUCAGUACGAAUAUCUAGGUACGGGCGUAGGCAUGUCUGACCGAUCUAAUAUGCCAUGGUUCUCAGCGCCUGCGUCGCCUGCACACCAAUCUGCGGAGUACUUUAGCAAUCUUGCCCGUAUGCAAGAUGCGGAGUUCGGACAUGGGGUUGCCCCUCAAGACUUCACCGACGUGUACCACCAAGGAGAUCUAGAUAACUACCCUCACUCCGGAAACUUCUCUCGUUCUCAUGGUCCUUCAUCUGCCAUAGUAAGAGGUAGAAAGAGAUCUUCAGGUUCAAGAAGAGGCGGCUUUGAAAACGACUUUGCAGCAAUGGACGUCGACCAAGAAAAGAUCGAUCAAUUCAACCAGGAGGAGAUCGAGAAGAAGCACCGCGGCCGCCCUCGACUUGAUAACCGGGAUGAGACUGCUGCUGAGAGACGACGAACUCAAAUCCGACUUGCGCAGCGGGCUUACCGUCAACGGAAAGAAACCACUAUUGCGUCAUUGAAGACCAGAGUUGAGGAUCUAGAGUCUACUAUCGAGACGAUGCUAAACCAUUUCUUCGAGAUCCACGAUUCUGCCAUUGAACACAAGCUAGUCGAAGCUAAUCCACAAUUCGGCCAAACCUUACGCACCGCAACUGAGAAGAUCCUGGCUCUCUCCAAAGAGAUUGGAACGUCGGCAGGAGGAGGCGAGGAUGGUGGCGACCAUGAUCCUGAAGAAAACCCCAAGGAAGGCGGAAAACCAAGAGGGGGUACAGACGCUGAAGGGACAGAAGAGGGCUUCUUCUCAGGACCGGCUGGCACGGUCCGCAAGGGGGAUCCUUCUCGUUCGCGGUCCACCGGUAGUCGAGAGAGCCAGGGAAGUGGAAACAUCCCACCAAAUACACCAGGAGACACAUUCAAUCUUGCAAGAAUCCGUGCUAGUAUUCCAAGUCGAGUUCAAUCACCAUCACCACACACAAGCUUGAUAUUACCCCCUCACGAAGAACGAACAUUUGCUCAACGUUUGCGUAGACUCGCAUUAGAAUGGAGGUACUAUCGCCUCGUCAAUGGUAACUCAGAUGUCACCCACGAGAAUCUACCAGCAAACUAUUGUCUGCUUUUUGCAUCAAAGGAUGAGACGCUUGAGAGUUUGAGACUCUUGCUCAGUGGGAGGGACAAGGAACCGUAUCAACUGGCCAAAUUCCCAAUUGCCCAUCUCGGAGGGUCCGGGUUGCAUUAUCGGGUUGAACGGAAUCUCAACGGAAACAUUCGGGAGAUUCGUGUUGGCCCAAGAGAUCAGGACCGUGCCACGAAAACUCCGGAUCUAUUGAAGGUUGCACUCGCCAACCGUGGUUUCGGUGACAAAGCUGAUGAGAUCAUUCCUGUGGUUGUGAGACUUGAGGAUGAAGGCCUGCUGGACCCGGAUGAAGUAGAAGCGGUCCUUGCGCUCCGAGGGAUCCGAUUGACCACUACAUCCGCGUCUCCCACCUCCCCGAUCCUCGUCAGCCGCAGUGAAUCGAGAUGGCAACUGCAAGACCCGUAUCAUGGCGGGCCAUCCGAAACCGGUCCACCAUACAAUCUUCCACCGGUGAUUCUCCCAUCACAAGGUGAGGAUGUGGCUAUGGAGGGUGGUUAUCGGAGUGGGCCGACGCGCCAAUACCAAGACCUUUCCUACAGCAAGGAGGUCAAAGUCGACAUCUUGCUUCGAGAACUGGUUUUGCGAGGUAUUUGCACAGGCCUAGGAACCGCUUUCCGAAGAGUUGAUGUGGAAGCGGCUCUAACUCUUGCGGCGUCACCUUAA